CUAGUUGUAUAGACGGAAAACGUAUUCAAAUACGGUAGUAAUAGAACUCUAGUGCUAAUUAAGCUCCCGUAUCUGUGUGUGCAGUUUGACAGCAUCAAUUGAAUUGGUUUAUAUGAUAUUUGAGGCGAUGCAGAGUGUCUUGUAAGAAAUGGACCCAGGUGAGACGGCAACAGCUUUUGCUUAUGCGAGUUGGUCAUGGACGGUGGUGUGCCUUUUCCUAUCAGGUAUUUUUUUUGGUUCAUUCAUAUCAGGCAUGUUACUCAGUUGGAAAGCCUUACUCAGCAGCAAGUUCCGGGCUCUGCUGGGUUACCAAGAUUCAGAUUCGGGCGAGGAAGGCAGCCGGUUGGGCCAGGAAGUUUCGGCUUCUCUUCAUUCUCUGGGUUCAAAUAUCAGCAAAGACAGCUCUCUUAUCCAGCAGGCAGAUUCAGCAUGCUAUCAUCUUCCUCCGGAGUCAAAGUCAAUUAUCAGUGAGAGGAGUACGUUUUAUAAGCGGGGUUAUAAAUAUGAUGUGUAUCUGAGUUUCGCAGGUGAUAAAAAAUGCAUUAGUUUUAUUAAUUAUCUUAAGUAUCAUCUCUUGAAAGAAGAUAUUUUGGUCUAUAGAGACGAGGUGGAUUUACAGAAAGUAGAUAUAAUCACAGCACCGUUCCGGCAAGGAAUUAAAGAUUCACGGAUUUCUAUCGUUGUCUUCUCAAGACAUUUUGCUAGCUCAAUUUUGUGUUUGGAAGAACUGGUUGCUAUAGUUGAUUGUCACAAAGAUAAGAAGCAGGAACUUGUCCCAAUUUUCUAUGAUGUGGAUCCACGUGAUGUUCGACAUCAAAGUGGGGCAUGCAAGUUUGCCUUUGAUUCUCUAAGGAAGAGAGUUAAAGAUUAUCCUGACAAGAUCUACAAAUGGAAGGGAGCAAUGACGUAUUUGGCAAAAUUAAGUGGUUUUCAUUUAACACAUCAGGCAAAAGCCGAAUGGAUUGAAAGAAUCGUUGAGGAGGUGUCGGACAUACUGGUUUAUAAAUUCCAAAGGACAAGGUCCACUGAUAAAACUCCAGGAUUCACUCAAAGAAGACCAUCAUUGCAGGAAGUCAACAAAUAUGACGUGUUUCUCAGUCUCAGACGCACCCACACUAGCUACACACUUAUUGACAAUCUUUACCAUUGUCUCACCAAGGAAGGAUUUUCCACCUUCAAGAGUGACGACAAGAUUCAAAGAAAAGAAUCCAUUCCGUCACAGGUCCUCCAAGCAAUCAAAGAUUCGCAGAUUCUUAUUGUUGUCUUCACAAGAGAUUAUGCUGACUCAACAAGCUCUUUGGAAGAAAUAGCUACCAUAGUUGAAUGUCACCAGGAACCAAAACAAACUAUCAUCCCAGUUUUCUUUGAUGUGGAUUCCAUGGAUGUUCGAAGACAAACUGGCCCUUACGAGAAAGCCUUCACUUCGUACACAAAGGAAUUCAAACAAGAUCCCUUCAAGGUUCAACGGUGGAGGUCAGCUUUGAAGCGAAUGGCCAAUUUGAGUGGUGUGGUUCUAAGAGAUGAGUACGUAUAUAAACCAUAUUUUACACAAUCUGUACUCUGUUGAGUAUCUCCAGGUCAUAUAACUUAUCUUGUGUAAACCACUAAUCAUUCCACGUUAAAUCAGGCAAACUCUGCAUUCUUACCAUAAUAAGUUAAUCUAUUACAAAUCAUCUUCAAAAGUAUCUA
Messenger RNA from Arachis duranensis, 1689 nucleotides. RefSeq lists its product as uncharacterized. NCBI's taxonomy places the organism in Eukaryota, Viridiplantae, Streptophyta, Magnoliopsida, Fabales, Fabaceae. The record is from RefSeq and is a predicted model, not a curated record. The coding region runs from base 149 to 1567 and encodes 472 amino acids. The transcript has 2 exons. Gene Ontology annotation, biological process: signal transduction.